GCUAAACCCAGCUAAGCCCAUACCAACCUUCGUGCAAGAAUUCUAGCGACUAGCGCGCUUGUCCUCAGCACAGAAUAUGUAGCACAAGGUGUAGUCAUGCUAUACAAGCUUUUGAUCCAUAUAAAGCAUGGAUCUGCCAGUUGUCAGUGCCAUACUGGUCGUGGCAUGGCUUGCGACAGCCGCAAUUGCAAGCAGCGCGACUCCGGACAGCCUCCAAGCCUGUUUCGCGCGCGAGUUGGAACUUCCCUUUGUCAUGGCAUACCGAGGAGCAUCGGCGGCGUUUCCGGAGCACUCAGUCGGGGCCUACAGGGCAGCAAUUGAGCAGGGUGCACAGUUCGUUGAGUGUGAUGUGGUGCUCACAAGGGACCUGGUGCCCAUCUGCCGGCACGAGUCUAACAUCGCGGACACCACGAACGUGCUGCUGGCGGCGCACCGGCGGGGAUGGGACGUGGUGCCCAGCGGGAACGGCACAGAGGUGUUUGCAGCUGACCUGACGCUAGCGCAAAUCAAGCAGCUGCGGGCUGUGUACCCAGGCCAGGCUCCUUCAGCCACGGCAGGAACAGCGGGAACAGACGGCGGAGACGCAAAGGGGCACUGCGAUUCAGAUGCAGCUGCAGGCAGCUGCGCUGCGCCCUGGUCAGGCUCUUCGGAACUCGCGACCGGCAACGCGGCAGCCGGGGAGGCAGCAGUAGAUAGGGCUGAGACGUGCAGCUGGGAUGGCACCACGGGCGGCGCCGCGACUGGCGACGCGGCCGCCAACACGGCCGCCUGCUCUGACUCGGUGCCUACCGGGGCGGAUGAAGCGGCGCCCCCCGCGUUUGAAGUGGCCUCCCUGGAGGAGCUGAUCUGGAUGGCCGUGGCUUCGCGCGGCACGGCGGUGGGCGUGGCGCUCCACAUCCAGGCGGCUGCAUGGCACAACGCCCACCCGGUACUACAGCCACUGCUCGCGGCGGCUGGCACCACGUUUGAGGGCACACUGCUACAGCUGCUGACCAAGUACGGGUUCGCUACUGGGCCGUACGGCAGUGCGGCGUGGCGGAAGCGGCCCACCUACAUCAUGGCGUUUGAGGCGACCAGCCUGCAGUACCUGGCGCAGCGCACCAGCGCACCGCUGACUCAAGUGCUGGGGCCAACCAUACCGGACACGGGAGAGAGCUGGGACAGCGCCACAAGUGCGGAGGGGCUCAGCCGCAUCGCGACGUACGCCCAGUCGGUGGCGGUGGCACGGCAGGCGCUACUGCUGCCGGCUGCGGCGGAGGCCGCUGGCGCGAUAGGAUCUGGCGCAACAUCUGGGGGCGGCGGUGGCAGCGGCGGUGUUCUGGCGGCCAGCCCGGUGUUGGCACGCAUGCGGCAGGCGGGUCUCCAGGUCUUUGCUUCGGUGUUCAAGCCGGCCGCGGAGCACUUGCUUGCCAAUGUGACAAGCUGGGAACAGGAGAUCGCGCCGCUGCUGCUCGCGGGAGCGCCACUAGAAAGCGAAGACGCGGCAGAAGCGGCGGCGCUACAGAAGCAGCGGCGGGUGCAGCGGCGGGCGCUAGGUAUUGACGGGCUGUUUGCUGACUCACCGGGGCUCCUGAGAGAGGUAUACAAGAAGUAUGCAUGUGGUGAGCAGGCUUAUUCGUAGACCGUGUCGUUUGUUGUAGGCCGUGGACCACGCGUUUGGAUGGAGAAUAGCCAACACGGCUGAGGGGGCGCACCCACGGCGGUGUGAGUGGUGUUGCGCUGAAGGAAGGGGCAAGCGUUGUGGCAUGAGGAAUAGGCAGCGGGAUGAUCGAAGCGAAUUGCGCGGUUACACAAAAUGGUGCCACCUGUGCGUUGUAUCGACGCAAGUAUGCUUGACCGAAGCCGUUCAGGGCUAAAUAUUAUGAGCGGGGUACCCCCUGCAACGGCAGCAGCGCGACGGUGUGUAUGUCCUGAGGAAUGCCGUAUGCUAUGCCGUGUGCUAUGCAGUCAGCUCAAGAUAAUGCGUUCUUGAGCACUGCUCCAUUAUGCAACUACAUGGUGCAUCAAUUCUAUAACGCGUCUCGCUGUAAAACUGUGGAGACAUCAUAUCCUCGCAAGUCCCAGGCUCCCAGCCACCCUUCAGCAGUGCCAAAUGUACUAUCCAUCAUAUGACGCUUGUGCAGCGCAAAAGCAGUUCCCCACAAGCAUAAAAACGAACCACAAUGGACCAUGCCACC
Molecule: messenger RNA, 2177 nt
Organism: Chlamydomonas reinhardtii
Lineage: Eukaryota; Viridiplantae; Chlorophyta; Chlorophyceae; Chlamydomonadales; Chlamydomonadaceae
Exons: 6
Coding region: 254-1621 (455 amino acids)
Biological process (GO): lipid metabolic process
Molecular function (GO): glycerophosphodiester phosphodiesterase activity
Source: RefSeq, a predicted model, not a curated record